Prorocentrum cordatum is the source of this 1239-nucleotide messenger RNA. The record is from the annotation of a GenBank genome assembly. NCBI's taxonomy places the organism in Eukaryota, Dinophyceae, Prorocentrales, Prorocentraceae.
AUGGUCCUCGCGCUGCGGCAGCCCGCGGCGGCCGCCGACUCCUCCCGCGGGCCCGCGGCGCGGGCCGGUGCCAGCGCCGCGGAUGACGCGCAGGACGACGUGGAUUCUGGCCUCGGCGAGUCCACCCUGCAGGCGGUGCUGCAGAACUGCUACAACGUCUUCAGGCUGCUGCACGGCCAGGUCCAGUCGUACGUGAAGGAGCACUCCUUGCACAAGCUCUUCGACCUGCUGGAGGACUUCAUCCCGGCGUUCCUGGAGACCAUCGACGCGAGCGACCUCGGCAUCUUCCACACGCUCGACGGCUUCCACUACGGCCCCGUGGAGCGGAGCACGUGCGUGUCGAUCCACUGCUUCUUGGGGAAGCUGCAGGAGCAGUUCCCCAUGAUCCGGCACGCGGCCCUUCUCUACAACGCGCACCUGAUCUACACGAGCGUACCCCUUAGAGAUAUGAAGGUGCUCUACAGCUACCUCGUGUCCUUCAACGGGGCGGUCUCCAACCAGAAGCUGAACAGGACUCCAUUCGGCAGGAUCCCCACGGCCGCGUCCCAUCUUGGGGGCGGCAGCAGCUCGUUCGGCCGUGCUUUCCUCCUCGCCGAAGAGGAGGACUUCCUGUUCGGGGUGUCGCGGCGGCCGAGCAGCGGGGCGGGCAGCGGGCCCUCGUCCCUCUUCGUGCCCGCCGUCUACCUCGCGGAGGGCGGCGCGGGGCAGCUGGUGGCCCUGACGUACCGCGGGGUGAUGCUGGUGCUGGUCUUCGAGGAGAGCGCGCAGCUCGACGCCCGGGUUCUCGAGGCCGUGCGCACGACGUGCACGCGGAGCACGGGCGACGGCCUGUCGCUGGCCGAUUUGCACCCCCUGAUCGCGCCGCAGUACGCGCAGGUGAUGGAGCACGAGGACGAGUACCGGUUCGCGUAUUACAACCACACGAACCACGCCCUGCGCCUGUCGAACCAGCCGGGCAGGGCGCGGUCGCUGCUGGGCGGCAUCCGCUCCGCGAGCGCGGGGCCACGGCUCGGCGAGAGGGGGCUGCUGUGCCCGCUGCACGCCACGCUGUCGGACAGCCGCCUCCGGUGCCGCGAGGUGUCCUGGAAGUCGGCGGACCGCGGGUGGAUCUGCGCCAAGAGGUGGCGGGAGCGCGAGUUCUACCUGCUGCUCGACGGCGCCGGUACGACUUUGUCGCGCUGCCAGGAAGAGUGCGCCAGGUUUGCGUCCAUCCACUUCAGCAACAUAUUCAUGAUGUGA